Molecule: messenger RNA, 2085 nt
Organism: Telopea speciosissima
Lineage: Eukaryota; Viridiplantae; Streptophyta; Magnoliopsida; Proteales; Proteaceae
Product: zinc finger CCCH domain-containing protein 48-like
Exons: 9
Coding region: 639-1949 (436 amino acids)
Molecular function (GO): metal ion binding; protein binding
Source: RefSeq, a predicted model, not a curated record
GAGAAGAAACAAAAGGGUAUGUUUUGCAAUUGCUGACUUAUUAGGUAUCUGCUUCUCAAAACACUUCGAUCGCUAUCGCUUCUGACGGUGCGAGUGCGAGAACAGAAAUAGAGAAACAUAUCGAGGAGAUAGUGAUUUCUAAAGAAUCAGAGACUCAUCGUUCAUAAGCAUAAGCGGGGAUUUUGUGAUUUCCAGUUGACCCAGGUUUGCUACUAUUCAUCUCGCCGUGUCUUGCAAUUUCAAGUUUCUCUAAAGACAUCAUCCGCCAUCAAAAGGGAGAGUUUGAAGAAGCUCUCAGUGCAUCAAGUGAUGAUCGGAUCUAAAAAGUCUGCUACCUUGUUUCCUAGUCCAUGGAGGAUGCCUAUUUAUCGUUCCUCUUUAGAGUUCCGGAACGGCGUAUCGGUGUUGCCUCUGUUCCGUGUUUUCUAAGGGUUUUUAGGGCUUGCCUUUCGUCUACCUGUUUUUGGAGUGUAGGCGAAGGAGAUUUUCUAUUAACUUCUAUUGGACUGAAGGAGCAGAUAUCAAGUUUUGAUUGAGGAAAUUUCUUUUUCUAGCUCGGAGAAGGGUCUUUGACUUCAUUGGUAUCUUUGAUCCUGAAUUUAGGGUUUUUCUUUAUUUGUUUUCUAUUUGUGGUAGUUAUGGAUGUCGACUCAGCCGCAAGGGAUGGAAAUAAGCGUGUGUUUAAUCGCUUGGGAGCUGCACCUGAUAAAAACCAGAAAGUCUGCUAUCACUGGCGGGCUGGGAGGUGUAAUAGGAACCCUUGCCCCUUCCUUCACAGAGAAUUGCCACCACCGCAGAGUAUCGACGGGAUUUCUUCGAAGCGUCCUUAUGGGCCUGCCAAUGACCGGAGUUUCAGUGGUCCUUCCAUGUCACGUAGACCUAAUCCGAACAUGAAAUGGGCUUCCAACACCUGGGGCCGGAAUCAUGGUGCUGGUGCACCCGGACCAGCUAGGGUUCCUCGCAAAAUACAGGACAAAGUCUGUCAUUAUUGGAUGGGCGGAAACUGUACUUUUGGAGAUAAUUGCAAAUAUCUACACUCUUGGUUUCUUAGCGAUUGUUUCACGUUAUUGACGCAGCUUGAAGGACACCAGAAGGUUAUUAGCGGGAUUGCUCUUCCAUCCGGUUCUGAUAAGCUCUACUCUGGGAGCAAAGACCAAUCUGUACGGGUUUGGGACUGUCAAAGUGGGCAGUGUGCUGGUGUGAUCAAUUUGGGAGGUGAAAUAGGAUGCAUGAUAAGUGAAGGUCCCUGGCUUUUUGUUGGAAUUCCAAAUGCUGUCAAGGUGUGGAACAUCCAAACUGCCUCUGAACUUAGUCUUAGUGGACCUGUUGGACAAGUUCAUGCCCUUGUUGUCGGCAAUGAGAUGCUUUUUGCUGGAACCCAGGAUGGUAAUAUACUGGCAUGGAAAUUCGAUGCUGCAAGCAACUCCUUUCAACCAGCUGCAUCACUUCGGGGCCACAGUCUUGGUGUUGUUGCAUUAGUCGUUGGAGCAAAUAGGCUGUACUCCGGCUCAAUAGACCAAACAAUAAGAGUUUGGGACCUAGAGAGCUUACAGUGUAUCCAGACUCUGACUGGUCAUACAUCGGUUGUGAUGUCAGUUCUUUGUUGGGACCAAUUUUUGUUAUCAUGUUCACUUGAUAAAACAAUAAAGGUGUGGGUUGCAACAGAAGGCGGCGACUUAGAAGUAACAUAUACACACACUGAAGAACAUGGUGUGCUCACCCUCUGUGGAAUGCAUGAUGCACAAGCGAAGCCCGUCUUGCUGUGCUCAAAUAACAAUAACACCGUUCACCUUUAUGACCUACCAUCAUUCAGUGAGAGGGGGAUAAUAUUCUCAAAAGAGGAGGUUCGGGCGAUACAAGUAGGUCCAGGUGGGCUUUUCUUUACUGGUGACGGAACCGGGGAACUACGAGUGUGGCAAUGGGCCACUGAGCCGGCCGUAGUCUCUUGAGUGAAAUCAACAGUAGCAUUAUUUGUGAAUCCCAUCUCUGUAAAAUUUUUUUGGUGGGGCGUUUCACUAUUCUUUUGGCCUUAUUUUAAGUAAGAGUUUAAAGAAGACAUGCAAUAAAAUUGCAAGUUUUGGUCCU